AUGAAUCAUUUAUUCUUUUCGGAAAGGAGCGCACUUCUUUGUACACCAACAGCUCGUCAACGAUUCUGCUACGAACGAUGUGCUACCAUUACACGACGGAAAGAAUUUCGUGAUAGAGAACAAAGACAAAUUAAAGAAAAACUGGAAGAUUUGAAAGAAAGAAAUGAAAGCAUAAACCAAGAACGACGAAGAAUAGUUCGUCAACAACACCAACAAAAGUGGGACCGUGAAGAAAGUUAUGUGACGAUGUUUCAAAAUUUAUGUCAAAAUUACAAUGGAAAAAGAUUAACAAGUGAACAAGCAAAAUUAUAUAAACGCAUGUGUUUUGAUCAACUGGAUGAAACAGAAUUUGAAGAAAAACUAGAAAAAAACAAACAAAAAUUACAGAAUAAUGAUCGAGAGCAACACAUAUUAAGAGGGAGAAUUCGACCACACUGCUGGGACGUCAGCGGGAAUUGUAGGAAAUGUGAAAUAGAAAAUACCGGUGGUAAUUACAAUAGUAAUGAUGAACCAACAUCUCGAGAAAACGGCGAAGUCGAUCCUUGGUGCGAUGAAGAUGCAAU
Molecule: messenger RNA, 563 nt
Organism: Didymodactylos carnosus
Lineage: Eukaryota; Metazoa; Rotifera; Eurotatoria; Philodinida; Philodinidae
Source: the annotation of a GenBank genome assembly